AUGGCAAGUGAGAAACAAAAAGCCAAAAAGAUUGCAGCACCACAAUUUCGCAUAUGGUCUCCCACUACACUACUCAGUGUGGCCCUAUGCAGCUUAACUAACGUUGAUCGGACGGGAAACGGUGCUUCCUGCAUGGUAUGGCCGCAACCGAAAGUUAUUAUGAAACAGCCUGGAGCUGUCUCUUAA
Molecule: messenger RNA, 186 nt
Organism: Metschnikowia bicuspidata var. bicuspidata NRRL YB-4993
Lineage: Eukaryota; Fungi; Ascomycota; Pichiomycetes; Serinales; Metschnikowiaceae
Source: RefSeq, a predicted model, not a curated record